Dama dama (fallow deer) is the source of this 688-nucleotide messenger RNA. It is a transcript of the gene ZNF428, whose product is annotated as zinc finger protein 428. NCBI's taxonomy places the organism in Eukaryota, Metazoa, Chordata, Mammalia, Artiodactyla, Cervidae. The record is from RefSeq and is a predicted model, not a curated record. The transcript has 2 exons. Bases 58 to 636 code for a protein of 192 amino acids.
GCGAGGGACACUGCCCAGCUUCUGCUCUGCUCCUGUCUCCUGUCCCCUCCCCCGGCCAUGACAGAGACCCGUGAGCCAGCUGAGACUGGGGGCUACGCCAGCUUGGAAGAAGACGAUGAGGACCUUUCUCCAGGCCCUGAGCAUUCCUCUGACUCGGAAUACACUCUCUCAGAGCCAGACUCCGAGGAGGAAGACGAGGAGGAAGAGGAGGAGGAGGAGACCACUGACGAUCCCGAAUAUGACCCCGGCUACAAGGUGAAGCAGCGCCUGGGUGGGGGCCGUGGGGGCCCGUCCCGGCGGGCCCCCCGUGCGGCCCAGCCUCCCGGCCCCCCAGCCCAGCCCUGCCAGCUCUGUGGCCGCUCACCCCUCGGGGAGGCCCCGCCGGGUACCCCACCUUGCCGGCUCUGCUGCCCUGCGGUAGCCCCCCAAGAAGCACCAGUCCCUGAAAGCCGGGCCCUUGGGGAGGAAGAGGGGGGGGCGCCUCGGGCUGGGGAGGGCCGACCCACCGGGAGGGAUGAGGAGGAGGAAGAGGAGGAAGAGGAGGGCACCUACCACUGCACAGAGUGUGAAGAUUCCUUUGACAGCCUCGGGGAGCUGCACGGGCACUUCAUGCUGCAUGCCCGCGGGGAGGUGUAGGCAGAGCCCCACCCGGGGCGCCUGGUAGAGGGGUGGGGUGGGGCGGGUGGCG